UAGAUACUAGUAGAAAUGUCAGUACAAUGUGAAUUUAACUUAUCACGUAGUGCAGCUGUUUACUAUUCAGGCGAGGAAAUUUCAGGUUCAGUUUCUGUGGCAAUCUAUGGCAAAAAGAGAAUUUCCAUUGAAGCCACAAGCGUAACUUUCUUUGGUUCCUCAACUGUUCACUGGACGGAACCCUUGACAGUCCCAGAAAUUGAACACAAUGACAGUUCUACAAGCUUGGAGUGGGAUAAGAUGGAUUACACAGGAUCCAAGGUCCACAUAAAUGAAACAAAAAAGUUGACUAGCCGACUAGAAUUGCCUACUGGCAUCACGCAUCUAGGGUAUUUCGUGUUUUUCAUUCCCCAAAACUUGCCUGCAUCCUGUCGAGUAUCCCUUGGUAGGGUGGCCUAUACUCUAAAAUUAAGAAUUGACAGAUGUGGGAAAUAUAGCAAGUGCUUUGAAAGACACUUGGUGAUCAAACGACUAGUGGAGUUUAGCGGUUUCAAGCCAGAUUUUAAAGAAGAUUCCAGGUUCGUAUUAUCUCUUCCACGAAGUGUCUUCGUACCCGGGCAGAGCAUUAGCUAUAAAGUCCAGACUAAGGACGAAGUUCUGGAUUCAAUCACACGAUUAUGUCAGUGUAUCAUUUACGAAAGCCAAUCUCCAAAAGUCAAAUUAAAAAAAGUCACACGCUGUUUAUCAGAGUGUAGACUUAAUACAAGUAUGCUGCUCCUGCCCCUCACAGUUCCCAUUAUGACUUAUGAAGAACAAACAGGCCCCAUAAGUAUAAGUUAUUAUGUGGAGACCUUGAGUUAUGGUCAUCGAUCUAUUAGUUUACCUAUUUACGUAGCUACUGCAGCUCCGCCAGUGUACUCUUCAACCGAAAUCUCAAGCCUAUGUUAUACGAAUCCAGUUUUCAGUUCUUUCGAUGUACUCAUGCCGUUUAAUAAGCUUACAACCAACAGAAGCUCCCUGGAAAUUGACGAACCAGCGCUGAAUAAACACUGCGAGCUUAUCGACUUACUUAGGUGUACGAAAAAAAAACGGUCGAACGUGUAUUUAGCUUUACGUUGUUUGUUUAAAAAAGAUUGGUCCUGAAACGUUCAUAAGUUUACUGUUAAAAUAAAUACAAUUAAAAAUU
Drosophila bipectinata is the source of this 1126-nucleotide messenger RNA. RefSeq lists its product as uncharacterized. NCBI's taxonomy places the organism in Eukaryota, Metazoa, Arthropoda, Insecta, Diptera, Drosophilidae. Gene Ontology annotation, cellular component: cytoplasm. Gene Ontology annotation, biological process: protein transport. The record is from RefSeq and is a predicted model, not a curated record.